AUGGCCAGCCUGUUGAAGUGUCCACAGCGGUUUACUCAUGAAGAGUGGACAUUCAGCAACAAUGUCAAAUACAGGAGUGCUGAAAAAGAAAGGGAAUUUUCACAGGGCUUGCAGAAUGAAUGCGACCGUUAUAUGGAUGAAGCCGAAAAACGUACGGACCGUACGUUAAAAGAUGUGGAUAAAAAAAUCGGUAAUGCCUUGGAGCCUCAACUCAAUCAAAGAAUAACUGACAUAAAGUACUGGAAAUCGGAAGUAAAUAAAAAGCUAGACGAUGUUACCGCAGAAACUGAUGCCCUUCAUUCAGCAUUUAUUCGGUUGAAGAAGGCAUUAGAUGCUACCGAAGAACCACUUCAUUUAGCACAACAGUGCAUCCUAACACGAGAAGGACGCUCUGGGAUCGACCUGGUCCAUGACGAUGCACAAAAGGAACUGUGCAAAGAAGUUGAGGUAUACAAGGGCGUGCAAGCCCUUUUGCAGAAGACCUUGGAACAAACAAAGGAACAGCUCAGACUUAAUCGGAAAGCCAUUUAUAACUUGAAGAAGGAUGCCGGCGACAAACUUAGCGCACAACAUAUUGAUGAAUAUGCUCUGAGUCUCAAGAGCACAGACGAGUCGCUUCCGGGGUUGAAAAAAGAAUGGCAACAUUUCUCACACAACACCAUUCAGGCUGGAGACAAGCAGCUUCAAAACUCCCAACAACUUCGGAGCAUUAUUGAUGGAAUUUUACAGCAAAUCGCGUCAGAUCAGAAAAGGCAAGUGGAGGCUACAAAUCGGGCGCUGAAAAAACGUAUUACCGAGACCAGAGAUGCUAAGGGCAAACUUGAAGAACAUUUGUCUAGGGUUCUGGAAGAAAUUUCAAAAAUGGAAGACAUGAUAUCAGAAAUAAAUAAAUCCAUCAAAGAUAAAGAGGGAGCUCUUCGCCUUGCCGGUACACGGAUCGAUUUGAGGAAAGUUCGUCCAAACAUCGAAUUGUGCAGAGAUGCCGCUGAAUACAGACUUAUACAAGAAGUCGAAGAAAUUACAACUGACGUCGCGGAGCUCAGACAUCGACUCAAGUUGGCUCAUGACUCACUGAAGGCUCUGUGCCGACGACAGCUGGAUUUAGAAGAGGAGAUCCAAAUCAAGGCAGCAACCCUGUUUAUUGACGAAGUCCAGUGCAUGGGGAUGCGUGAAAGUUUACAGAUCAACGCGUAUUGAAAAUUCUCCCUUUUGGCUGAGGCAGAAUCCAUUAAGCUAGUACGUAUAUCUCAGAGGUGAAACCUGUACUCUUUCAGAAUCGGAAACGUUUUCCCAACAUUGUUCCUUCUAGAUACAUACUACAAACUUGACAUCCAUAUUUAUUCAGUCAUCUGCGGGACAGCUUAGCUUUUCCAACGUCCUCAUGUAAUUCUUCAAACCUAAUUUCUUCCUUUUUGACUCAGGAAACACUCGCACCAGCCCCACAAUACAUGCUAAAAACAGCUGGAUCUAAAAGAAGACUGGUAUAGAUUUACG
Messenger RNA from Opisthorchis viverrini, 1494 nucleotides. RefSeq lists its product as hypothetical. The coding region runs from base 1 to 1197 and encodes 398 amino acids. Lineage: Eukaryota; Metazoa; Platyhelminthes; Trematoda; Opisthorchiida; Opisthorchiidae. The record is from RefSeq and is a predicted model, not a curated record. Gene Ontology annotation, biological process: cilium assembly; cilium movement involved in cell motility. The transcript is spliced from 7 exons. Gene Ontology annotation, cellular component: microtubule cytoskeleton; nucleus.